AGACUCUUGUCCUGUCUGUGAUCAUCACCGGAGCUGUUUCUGCCCUGACGAUGACGGUGUCUCCGGUCGUCACUGUGUCCAGAGGAGAAGACGCUGUCCUCAACUGCUCCUUCACUCACGGACCGAAGGGCUAUUCAGGGAAGAUCACCGUCAAAUGGCUGGCGAGAGAUCCAAAAACCGAACCGUUCUUUAAAUGUUCAGUUACAAAUGACUCAAUGGAAGCAGCCAAUGAGUGUUCAGGGUCUGGAUUAAAAUACUCCCUGGAUGGAGAUCCUCGGCGGGGGCAGCUGUCACUCCUCAUCAGGAAGGUAGAGCUGCUGGAUAACGGCACUUUCUUCUGCCGAGUGGAGCUGGACAGGGGAAAGAAUUCGGAAAAAAAGAUUGAUCUUUUUGUUGAACUUGCACCACAGAUUCCAAACCUGUCGGUGGUGGAGGCGCCCUGCGGCUCGGACAGCACCCCCCGGUCACUGAGGUGUGAAGUGGAGGGUCACCCGCUGCCUAAAGUUGUCUAUCUGUCGGUCACCAAACGCUUGUUGGAGGUCCAGGUCCAGACCUUAGUGAUUGGCCCGUACAGUCGGACCACCUGUAUCCCCUACCUGCAGGAGCAGGAGGAGGAGGUUACCUGCAGGGCGGAGAGCAGGCUGGGCGAAGCAGAGAGGACGUAUCCAACCACUAAUCACCUGAUGAUCAUUCUGACUGUGUGCGGCGUCGUCGUGCUGCUGCUGCUGCUGCUGUCGGCAGGAAUCACCAUCUACUGCCUGAAAACACGAAAUCCUCCACCGCAGGACUCCGAGCCUCCAGCUGCCCGAGAGAUUGAGACGGUUUAUUCAGAGCUGACCAUCGUCGAGCUUCCACAUGGGAACUCCGUUCAGCAGCGUGAAGAAGCAGGUGUCAUUUAUUCUUUGAGCGUCCACUGAUGCAGAAAGACGUCCUCUGACAGUUGAGCAGGUUUUUCUCAGGAAACUAAAACCCUUCACCGUCUGAAGAAAGAUUUUCUUACUUUUUAGGAAUUUUGUGUCUUACGUUGGUCAUUUUUCAUUUUCAUCUCAUUUAGGUUGUGUUGCACAUGUUUGGGAUUCGUUUGUGUAAUUUUUGUUCUUAUUGUAAUUGUUUACCGUAAUUCUUCAUCUGUUUUGGGCUGAUUUGCUCACAUUGUGUCAAAUUCUAGUCACCUGGCAGCUCUUCUUUUGUAUCAGCUUUAUUUCCUCUUAUGUAUCUCAGUUCCAUCGUUUACAUCACGUUGAGGUCAUUUCAUGUUUUAUUUUGAUAAUUAUUUGUCUCAUUGUGGUUAUUUGGUGCUUCAUUCCAGUCGUUUUGUGUGUCUUUGUUGUCACUUUGUGCCAUUUAUUUUCCUAUUUUAGUGAUUUAGUGUCACUUUCUGUCUCUUUGACAUUGUUUUUGGUGUCAUUUUGAAAAGCUCUCUCUUGAACUUGUUGUUUCCUGGCUGCUGUGCCAUGAAAGCUGUCUCUGGCUCCGUUGACCCUCUGUGGUCUGCUGAGCGGCUGCUGCUGUGGUGCACAUGAGGCUUCACCUGUGGCCUGCAGACUCAGUCAGGAACUUUCAGAAGCUGCUGCAGGUUUCAUCUUCACUUCAUGCUGCUUCUUGUGUGGCUGUGUGGGUGUGUGUUUCCGCUGGUGUGUGUUUAACCACUUUGUGGCCACAGGAUGUGGUUGUAAGUGUGAAGAACAUGUUGCUGCGUCUCCAUGGCGACAAACAACAAUGCUAAAGAAAUAACUGCUGUGGUGGACAGAAGCAGUUUCUGUUGCUCGGAGGUGU
This is a messenger RNA of Stegastes partitus (bicolor damselfish), 1776 nucleotides long. RefSeq names its product sialic acid-binding Ig-like lectin 15. NCBI's taxonomy places the organism in Eukaryota, Metazoa, Chordata, Actinopteri, Pomacentridae. Gene Ontology annotation, cellular component: plasma membrane. The coding region runs from base 51 to 917 and encodes 288 amino acids. Gene Ontology annotation, biological process: regulation of actin cytoskeleton organization; regulation of bone resorption; regulation of osteoclast development. The transcript has 7 exons. The record is from RefSeq and is a predicted model, not a curated record.